Messenger RNA from Oncorhynchus tshawytscha (Chinook salmon), 3403 nucleotides. It is a transcript of the gene oscp1b, whose product is annotated as organic solute carrier partner 1b. Gene Ontology annotation, biological process: transport. Bases 87 to 1265 code for a protein of 392 amino acids. Gene Ontology annotation, cellular component: cytoplasm; plasma membrane. Lineage: Eukaryota; Metazoa; Chordata; Actinopteri; Salmoniformes; Salmonidae. The transcript has 11 exons. The record is from RefSeq and is a predicted model, not a curated record.
UUGGCAACCAAGUGGAAGCUUACAUACGCUUAAACAAGGCAGAAGGGACAUUUCGCUAGCUAGCUAUCCAGCACAAUACGACAAAUAUGUCUUCGAGGACGCUACCCCUGCUUUUUAUUAAUCUCGGUGGAGAAAUGCUAUACAUCUUGGAUCAACGCCUAAGAGCUCAGAAUAUUCCCGCUGACAAAGCCAAGAAAGCUGAUUGGAUAGAGGAUGACAGAAGGAGAGUUAUGAAUGACAUCAUCACCACCAUGUUCAAUAAAAAGUUUUUGGAGGAGCUGUUCAAGCCACAGGAGCUGUACUCCAAGAAGGCCCUCAGGACGGUGUUUGACCGACUGGCCCACGCCUCCAUCAUGAGACUCAACCAGGCCAGCAUGGACAAGCUGUAUGACUUGAUGACCAUGGCCUUCAAGUACCAGGUGCUCCUCUGCCCGCGGGCCAAAGAUAUCCUCCUUGUGUCCUUCAACCAUAUGGAUGCCAUCAAGGAUUUUGUGAAGGACACCCCAAGCGUUCUCAGCCAGGUUGACGAGACAUACAGACAGCUCAUAGAGAUGUACACACCCUUGUCUAGUGGUGAAUUUCAGCUCAUCCGGCAAACGCUCCUCAUCUUCUUUCAAGACAUGCACAUAAGGGUGUCCAUCUUCCUCAAAGACAAAGUGCAGAAUUCCAAUGGACGUUUUGUCCUCCCGAUCUCGGGUCCUGUGCCCCACGGAACACACAUCCCAGGACUUAUCAGAAUGUUCAGCUGCAAUGGCGAAGAGGUGAAGAGACUGCAGUUCCGCAACGGUGGGAACUACACCGGUGUUCUCCGCGAGGGUUCUUUUGAGAUGUUUGGGGAGCGGGUCAUCAAGCUGGGCACCAACAUGUACAGUGUAAGCCGUCCGGUAGAAACACACAUGUCAGGGACAUCCAAAAACUCUGCACAGAAAAAGUCGGUCAACACAACUCCAAACCCCCUGGCAAAAGAGGAGCUGAACAUGUUGGCCAGGUUAAUGGGGGGUAUGGAAGUCCAGAAACCAGGAAAUGCAGACAGUGGCUUCCGAGUCAACCUCUUUGCCACAGAUGAGGAAGAAGAGGAGGCCUUGAUAUCGAGACCAGACGAGUUUUCAUAUGACGUCAUAAAAAUCCAAGCGACUAAGAACCAGCAAGCCAAUGCGGAGCUGGCUAAGAUCAUGGGGGACUUCACGGAGGAGGCUGGUGAGCCGUGCUCAUCGAGUGCCAACAGUAAAGGGGAUGACCUUCUAGCCAUGAUGGACGGGCUGUGACCGUGUUACCAUGGUGACCAGAAUCUGAGGGCGGGGCUCAAGGCUGAGUUGGUUAGGAACAGUGUGGUCUACUAUAGGACAGUGUCUUGUCUGCUCUGCUGUGCUUGGCCGUCUGUCUCACUCUGCAAUUAUGGCAGCUGUCUAACAAAAGCACACACAACACCAACCUCAUCUUUGUUCGUUUGUCGAGCUUUUCGAUGCUGAUGUGACGUGAACAGGUCAAUUAAUUUGUUCAGCAAGGACCGACUGUUCAUUUUGCAAAAGUGGGAAAACUUUACGCUUACACUCAGUGGCCCGUUUAUUAGGUACACCCAUCUUGUACCGGUUUGGACCCCCCAGUAGCCAUGAAGGGAUGGUCAGCAACAAUGUUUAGUUGCGCUGUGGCAUUCAAACGUUGAUCAACUGGUAUCAAGGGACCUAACCUGUGCCAGGAAAAUAUUCCCAACAACAUUACACCACCGCCACCACCUUUUACGGUUGACACUAGGCAGGAUGGGAGCCAUGGACUCAUGCUGCUUAUGCCAAAUCCUGACUGCCAUCAGCAUGACGCAAUAGGAUCCGGGAUUCGUCGGACCAGACAAUGUUUUUCCACUCCUCAAUUGUCAGUGUUGGUGACCGCGUGCCCACUGGAGCCGCUUCUUUUUGUUUUUAGCUGAUAGGAGUGGAACCCGGUGUCAUCGUCUGCUGCAAUAGCCCAUCCGUGACGAGUUGUGCGUUGUGCACAGAGAUGCCAAUCGGCGUUCAGAGAUGCCAUUCGGCACAUCACUGUUAUACUGCUCUGUUAUUUGUCUGUUUGUGGCCCGCCUGUUACCUUGCACGAUUCUUGCCAUUCUCCUUUGACCCCCUCUCAUCAACAAGCUGUUUUUUUACCCCAGGACUGUUGUUUUUAAUUUGUUGCACCAUUCUCGGGUAUUCCCUAGACAUUGUCGUGCAUGAAAAGGAUGCAGCGCACCUGGCACCGAUAAUCAUACCACGCUCAAAGUCUCGUAGGUCACUCAUUUUGCCCAUUCUAACAUUCAAUCGAACAGUAACUCAAUGCCUUGAAGCCUGUCUGUCUGUUUUACAUAGCAGGCCACAUGACUCACUGUCUGUAAGAGCGAUCCAUUUUUUUGUGAACAGGGUGGUGUACCUAAUAAACUGGCCGUUGAUUGUAUUUUGUGCUAUUAUGGUGGUAAUCUCAAGAGUUUUUAAAAGUUACAGAUACAACAGUUCUGUACUAGUUAGUCGCCCUGAAACGUCAAAUGGGACAUUUGUUCCACUUCAAUCAAUGAUUUCUGCUCUGCUGAUCCUGCUUCAAUCAAUGUAUUUCAAGUUGACAUUCCAUGGAUGUCACAUUUAAACAAUAUUUCUUUUGACUAUUUAUCUGGAAGGAAAAGUUCCUCUUUCAUUUGUUAUCACGGCAUGAUGUUAAGAUAACGCUGUUUUCUCUCACAUACCUGCUGUAAUACAGUAUUUAUAUUUUUGCUGACUUUCCUAAUCUGAUUUACUCUGACUGAGUAAUGAACAGGACCUAAACUAGAGGGUGUCAAACUCAAUUCCUGGAGCGCCUUGUGUCUGCGGGUUUUCGCUCCUCUCAUCUAGUUCUCUAGGCCUUAAUUUGACAUAAAUGACAAAAAACAGCAAGCACACAACCUUCCAGGGAUUUAUUUGGACACCCCUGACCUAAAGAGACUGGUGGAAAUGAAAGAAACACAAGUGCACUUGUCAUUGUAAUUCAAAAACAUGGAUCCCAAAACAUAUUUUGAGAAAUUUCUACUGUACCUUGAUUUUUGUUUUGGUAUGGGAUAAAUAUAUACUGUAUGUUUAGGGUGACCUUUAGUGUCUUCAAAUAAAGAAAGACAAAUUAUUUGUAAAUAUAUUAUAUUGCAAUAAUUCACGUCACCAAAUGGGAUGGUAAUGGAUUAAGUGUGACACAACACUAAUGUAUCGAAGCAGCUGAUCCUUUGAUGCAAUAUGACAGAUGGUCCAAAAUGUAUAUUUAUGGAAUUAUUUAUUUAUUUAUUCAUUAGCAUGGUGUACAUGUUUAUGUUUUUUGUCGGGUGAAAUAUUAACGAUUGUUAAAAAUAAAACUUUUUAUAGAAAUGUCGUAAUGCAUAGAUUGAAGAGUAAAUAAAAUAUGGAGCUCUCAUUAGCUUUUA